AUGACUUCACACGCGAUCAAUGGAGCUGGAGCCCCUUUGCCUCAAGCGAAGACUCUUCUUGUACACAUCGUUGACCAUAUGGCCAAAACAAAGCCGCAAGCUCUAUACGCCGAGUUUCCCGCCUCGCCAGUGACUUACGAUGAAGGAUUUCACAAAGUCACCUAUAAGGAUUUUGCUAAUGCUAUUAAUGGAGUUGCAUGGUGCUUGCAUGAUAAUCUUGGGGUGGCAAAGGAGCUUGAAACUCUAGCUUAUAUUGGCCCCAACAAUUUUAUUUAUCCAUCGCUCAUCUUCGGAGCUGCUAAAGCCGGUUAUAAGGUGCUCCUUCUAUCGCCACGAAAUAGCGUCGCUGCUCAACUUGAUCUCAUAAAGGUUACAAAAUGUAAAACAUUCAUUACCUCUGGUCGACCAUUACCAUCCGUGACAGCAAUUCUAGCUGCUGCCGGUUCUGCACUGCAAACACUGGAGAUUCCAACUAUUGAAGAUCUUUUGACCCGUCCCUCAAAGCACUAUCCAUAUGAAAAGACCUUCGAUGAAGUAUGCGAUGAGCCAUUGCUCGUCAUGCACACUUCGGGGUCAACUGGCUUUCCUAAGCCCAUCAGCUGGACGAAUGGUUUCUGUGCAGCCUACGCAACGUCAUUAUCAUUGAGUCCUCCAGCAGGGUUCGAAAGCAUAGAUAAAAUGUACGAAGGAAAUCGAAUAUUCGUUAUGUUUCCUCCUUUUCAUGCCGCCUAUAUUGCGCAUGUGAUUGUUAAUGGAAUAUCAUUCCAAAGUUCCGUGAUCCUCCCAUUGCAAGCUGCAAUACCUUCAGCACCGUCUCUGUCCGGGGCACUGAAAAACAAUAAAAUUGAUGUUGCUUUCGUCGUGCCAUCAAUCUUGGAGGAGAUUAGCAAGUCACCGGAGCUCUUAGAGCAUAUUUCUACCAACCUCGACACUGUAGUGUAUUCUGGAGGAGAUUUACCUCUUGGUUGUGGCAAUAUCGUGGCAUCUCAAGUAAAACUCAUCAAUUUUUAUGGAACCACUGAAGGUGCAAGUCUUCCUUUGAUUUCUUCAACUGAAGAAACGACACGGGAAGAUUGGAAAUAUCUUCAUAUACAUCCCAACGCGGGUGUAGAAUUUCGCCCCUAUAACGACACAAUAUACGAAUUAUUCAUUGUCCGCGAAAAGAACUUUGAGAAUCAUCAGCAAAUCUUCAAGACAUUUCCUGAUCUUCAAGAAUACCAGACUCGCGAUUUGUUUGUCCCUCACUCCUCGAAGCCGAACCGCUGGAGUCAUUAUGGAAGAUCUGAUGAUAUUAUCGUUCUCGUUAAUGGAGAGAAAACAUACCCUGUUCCUACUGAGCAACACAUUCUAUCUAAUCACCGAGAGAUAAGUGGGGUGAUAGUAGCCGGCUCUCAACGUUUUCAAACCUCGCUGUUAUUAGAAGUCACGAGUAAAGAGGAAUUUACGCCCGCGCGUAAAUUUGACCUGGUGGAGACUAUAUGGCCUUCGAUCGAAGAGGCAAACGCAACAUGCCCAACGCAUGCGCGAAUAGCCAGAUCUCAUAUCCUUUUCGUUCCUUCGGAUCGUCCUAUGGUCAGAACACCCAAAGGUACUAUCAUGAGAGCAGCUACCCUGGCGCAGUACAAAGAAGAGCUUGAUGCACUUUAUGAAACGGCCGACCAAACUUCGAUCGAGUCCAAUACGACUUUAAUCCCACACGUGGAUCCUCAUAACUUCGAGAAUCUGAUCUCGUAUCUGGAAAAUACUAUCUCGACACUUACAGGCUUGACCUUUGACGACGAAGACAACUUUUUCAUAAACGGUAUGGAUUCCUUACAAGCUUUGAUAUUCAUACGGAACUUGAAGCGGGCCUUCAAUCUUCCACAAUUGGUCGUCAACGAUAUCUAUUCAAAUCCAACACUCAUCUCACUCGCCCGAACUUUGCAAUAUUCCUUGAAACAAGAAGAGGAUGUGAGCCCGCUGCUAAUCGCCGAAGAAACACGCGUGAAGAAUAUUGAGUGUUUACUUGCGGAAUAUUGCAACUUAAUCGAUACCAUUCAUCCUUUGAAAAAUAGUCCUAUUUCAUUACCUGCAAUAAAAAGCGGAGGUAUUCUGCUCACAGGCUCGACAGGCGGGCUAGGUUCUUAUAUCUUGCAAAAUCUCUUGACUACAGCUACCACUGCGCAUAUUUACUGUCUUAAUCGAUCCACCGACAGCAAAUCCUUGCAGAUUGAAAGAAACAGGAUUCGAGACCUGCUUACAGAAUUUCCCAAAGAUCGUGUUACAUUUCUUUCAGCCGAUCUUUCAAAGUCUAAGCUAGGGCUCGGGGAUGAAGUCUACAAUAGUCUUUUGCAAAAUGUUACGCAAAUUAUCCACAACGCCUGGCCGGUCAAUUUUCAUAUCAACUUAUCCUCAUAUCAUCCACACCUUCUGGGAGUUGUCAACUUGGCCAAGUUUGCGAGUGAAGCUUCGAAGUCGCCAUCACUUACGUAUAUUUCCUCCGUCAGUGCAGUAUCCAACUUUACCUCCGUCGGAGACUCAGUCAGUAGAAUUCCAGAAGCAGUCAUUCAUGAUGCCUCGGCGUCGGAGUCUAUGGGUUACGGUGAGAGCAAAUAUCUAUCAGAAAGAAUCUUAGACUACGCGAGCAAGAAAAUUCAACUCCAAGUUAACAUUGCACGUGUUGGUCAGAUAGCUGGUCCUAUCCAGGGGCCAUCUGUAUGGAGUCGAGAUGAAUGGUUUCCAAGCUUGAUAAUUUCCUCCUCUUUUGUGGGUGCGGUGCCGGACUCUCUGGGAUUGGAUUUGGACAGGAUUGAUUGGAUACCUGUCGAUGCUUUAUCUGAGAUACUCAUCGAACUUUGCCAAGUUUCACAGCAUGGUGGAGAGAUCGACGGCGCAAAAGUGUUCAAUUUACUCAAUUCAUACCAGGAAGAGUGGGAAAAUCUUCUACCAACAGUUAUGAAAGCACUCUCUUCAGGCAGCAGUACCGAAACUGAAAUUGAGAGAAUAAGCUUCGAGAGCUGGAUUCAGAAGGUGGAAGGGACCGCGGAUCAUCAAUCUUUUCACAACACAGAAGAGACGAACGCAAAGGAAACGCAUUUUAAUCGCUUGGUAGAAUUGAACCCGGCAAUCAAACUAACCCAUUUCUACAGAGCAGAGGAAAGAAGAAAGGAAGGUAAAAAGUGGGAAACUGGAAGAGCGCAGAAGCAGAGUGAAAAGCUCCGGAACUUGGGGAAGAUCGAGAAUAUCUGGUUGGAAAAAUGGAUCAAGACGUGGAUGAACAAUAACUCUAACAAGGCGUAA
Molecule: messenger RNA, 3279 nt
Organism: Botrytis deweyae
Lineage: Eukaryota; Fungi; Ascomycota; Leotiomycetes; Helotiales; Sclerotiniaceae
Exons: 3
Coding region: 1-3279 (1092 amino acids)
Source: RefSeq, a predicted model, not a curated record